AGGUUGCUGCAGCCGAAAAGGAGCCAAAAUGGAGCAGAUGCACGUCGGGAUAUGCCGACCGUAGAGAGCGUCACGUGAGUUUUGUUUACAUCCGCCUGAAGUUCCCCCUGCACGUGUAGGGCUAGCGUGCGCCCCUGGCGAUGGCUGCCACGGCCUCCAUUAGACCCUUCAGCCCAGAGGAGGCCCGAGAGAUUCUGGAUCAUUUGCAGCAUCCUGCAGUUUUCCUGAACAUGGCCCGUGGUUGGCCUGUUAUGCGCUGGACCGCAGAGCAUCUGUCAGGCUGCCUCGGAGGCCGGCUCAUCCGCUUCAGACUUGGUAGAAAAGAGGCAACAAACGCGCCUCUGUUUGAGACUCAGUGUUCUUACAUCGAGGCCACAGUGGCUCAGUUUCUGCGCUGGAGUCGGCGUCAGACCGAUGUGGGGCCUUUCGCUCAAUACCCACACACCGAGUACUGGGCUUACGCCGACUACAAGUACAUCACCGUGCUGUUUGACGACAAACCUUCCAUGUUUGAGGACGUAAAGUGGUCUGAGUUUGGCUUUGAGGGACGUAACGGGGAGGAGAGCACUCUCUGGAUCAGCACAGAGGGGGCCAACACGCCGUGCCAUCUGGACACCUACGGCUGUAACCUGGUGCUGCAGGUUCAAGGACGGAAACGCUGGCAUCUGUUCCCUCCCGAGGACACGGCAAAGCUCUACCCGACCAGGAUCCCCUAUGAGGAGUCCAGCGUCUUCAGCCAGGUGGACGUUCUCCAUCCGGACCGGAGUAAAUUCCCCGGCUUUCAGGGAGCCAGGGCCCACGUCGUGACUCUGGAGCCCGGGCAGGUGCUGUAUGUCCCCAGGCACUGGUGGCACUAUGUGGAGUCAAUAGAUGCCAUCACCGUCAGCGUCAACUCCUGGAUCGAGCUGGAAGUGGACGACGCAGCUAGAGUCAGCGAAGCCGUCACCAAAACGGUUGUCUGCGCAAUGAAAAGUGCUCAAAGUGAAGACAACACCGACACCUGGCUGAACCCCACGGAGGAAGAAAAGCCCUCCCACAGCAAAAACAUGCAGUAUCUUAACCUGGCGGUAAUGGCGUCUGCUCAAAGAAAGGGGGACAGGAAAGCAAGCCAGGACCCGAGGGACACUCAGCCAGUAAAACGGGACUCCUGUGGACAAAUAAAGCAGCGGGGGGACGGGGUCAAGGUUCCUGACGCCUUCAGCGUUCCCUUUGGGCAGCAUCUCCUCCCUGUGAGGUGUCAGGAAGAGGAACCAAGGAAAGCCAUCUCCUCUCAGGACUGUUCCGGUAGGGCUGGGGGAAAACACACACACGGUGCUGAUUUAACUCGAUACAGCUCAUGUGACUGUGUAACGGCGGACCACGGGACAUCAGAGCAGCAGGCAGAGCCUAAUCAAAGAUCCGGACCCUCACUGAUUACCACUAACGACCUGUUGGACUGUCUGGUCCAUCCUGACAUCAUCAGCCGUGUUACAGAGCUGCUCCUGGAAAGGCACAGAGGAGGCCACCUUUAUUCUCCACCUGCCGUAGACUGAACCCCCUCCAUGUGAAACCUGGACGUCUGGCAGCAAAGCGUUCUCUGACACCUUUUAUUUGUUCUCGCCUUGCGUCAUCCUCCCGUUGCUGCCUUCAAACAGGAGAAAACCCAAUUAUGCUGAGAGUCAUGCCGGCUCUGACAUUUCCUCCCUGUGUCAUCCAGAACCUGUUAAUCUAGUUUAGUUCCUCCAGCAGAGGAAAAGCUGACCGCCUUGAUCAAGUUAGUAUGUUAAUGCCCCAAAUAUUUCAGAGUUAUAUUCCACUGAUGGAAACGUUUGUUUUUCUCUGGGAUGUUUUCUUGUCAUUUUGUGAUAAACAUUGUCUGAACUUCU
This is a messenger RNA of Fundulus heteroclitus (mummichog), 1865 nucleotides long. RefSeq names its product hspb associated protein 1 (gene hspbap1). Gene Ontology annotation, molecular function: 2-oxoglutarate-dependent dioxygenase activity. The transcript has 8 exons. Bases 141 to 1532 code for a protein of 463 amino acids. The record is from RefSeq and is a predicted model, not a curated record. Lineage: Eukaryota; Metazoa; Chordata; Actinopteri; Cyprinodontiformes; Fundulidae.